CGCGCUGGACGCGAUCACAGACAGCUGGACUCAGCGCGAUGGGGAAUUCAGACUCCAAACUACACUUUAGAAAAGCGGUGAUACAGCUUACAACUAAAACUCAGCCCGUGGAGGCGUCUGAUGAGGUGUUCUGGGAUCAGUUUUGGACUGACAUCGACUUGACAGGGCAGGAUAUUUUUGCUCUGGUUCCUGCCGCUGAGAUCCGCGCUGUGAGAGAGGAAUCACCUUCCAAUCUGGCAACCCUCUGCUAUAAGGCUGUGGAGAGACUCGUGUUGAACGCAGACUCCGGCUGCGUGUGUGAGAGAGACAGACAGACCGUAUUGAGCUGCACUCGUCUGUUGACCCGGAUUCUGCCGUACAUCUUUGAAGAUCCGGACUGGCGCGGAUUCUUCUGGUCUACUGUACCAAGAGCGGGCAAGAACGAAGAUGAAAGUGAUGAUGAAUCCACGAGGCCGUUGGCGAAAUCUCUGCUCACAGCUAUUGCUGAUCUGCUCUUCUGUCCAGAUUUCACCGUAGAGAGUCACUGCAAAACCAGUUCGGAUUCUGCUGGUGAUAUUCAAUCCAUUGACAGCUGUGAGUUCAUCUGGGAAGCUGGCGUCGGAUUCGCUCAGUCUCCGCCUCUUAACCACACCCACGACUCCAACAGGCUGGAGAUGUUGAAGCUGUUAUUGACAUGUUUCUCUGAAGACAUGUAUGAGAAUCCAUCUGAAACACACAUGCUCAACCCUUGGGUCUCGUUCUUUUGCUCUAGAGAAAAUAGACAUGCUCUGCCGCUCUUCACAUCCCUUCUUAACGUGGUGUGCGCAUAUGAUCCGAUCGGGUACGGAAUCCCGUACAAUCACCUGAUGUUUUCCGACCAGCGGGGGGCGUUAGCAGAUCUGGCACUGCAGACACUGAUCGUUUCAUUGGAGCAAGAGCUCAUAGACUCUAACGCAAACAUCAACUCGAACUCGAGCACAAACACGGACUCCAACUCUGCCGAUUCCAACAAGGAAACAUCUGCUGAGGAAAGCAAGGCCACAAGCGUUGAAAACCUGUUUGUAAACUACCUGUCCCGAAUUCAUAGAGAAGAGGAUUUUCAUUUCAUCUUGCGGGGCAUCAGUCGACUGCUCAACAAUCCUCUGACGCAGACGUACAUGCCUCAUUCCUGCAAGAAGAUCCAGUUUCACCAAGAGCUGCUGGUGCUUUUCUGGAAGCUCUGUGACCUCAACAAGAAGUUCUUGUUCUAUGUGUUGAAGAGCAGCGAUGUGCUGGAGAUUCUGGUGCCGAUUCUGUUCUAUCUGAACGACGCCAGAGCAAAUCAGUCACGCGUGGGUCUGUUGCAUAUUGGCGUGUUUAUCUUGUUGCUGCUCAGUGGAGAGAGGAAUUUCGGGGUGCGUCUGAAUAAGCCGUACACCGUGCGUGUGCCAAUGGACAUCGCAGUGUUUGCUGGGACUCACGCUGACCUGCUGAUAGUGGUUUUCCAUAAGAUAAUCACAAGUGGACAUCAGCGACUACAGCCCCUGUUUGACUGUCUGCUCACGAUCAUCGUCAACGUGUCUCCUUACCUAAAGAGUCUGUCUAUGGUAGCCGCCAACAAACUACUACACCUGCUGGAAGUGUUCUCCAACAGCUGGUUUCUGUUCCGCUCGCCAGGGAACCAUCACCUGGUUUUCUUUCUGCUAGAAGUUUUUAACAACAUCAUCCAGUACCAGUUCGAUGGUAACUUUAACCUGGUGUACGGCAUCAUCCGCAAGCGCAACCUCUUUCAUCAGCUGGCUAACCUGCCGACAGACAUCAGCUCCAUCCAGAGAGCCCUGCAGAGAAAGACCCGGAGCAACAGCACUCAUAGUGCUGCCUUCAUGGAGAUCUACAACCCCUACAGCGCCGGCUCCAGUGAGGCGCUGUAUAAAACCACACAGGUCCAGUCGGGCACUCUGAAUGCAAGCUUGAAGGCGACUCCACGCAUUGAGAAAUUAACCGAAAAGUCACAGGUUUCUGAGGACGGAACGACACUGUUGAUGCGGCACAGUGACUCUGCUCACAGCCAAUCAGAUCACGGCUCGGAAACGGGAGUCAAAGACACUGAGCCGACGUCAGAAGGAGAUGACAAGUCUUUAAAUGGGGAUUGUGAUGCAAGAAAGAAGAGUGUGUCCUCUUUGUCAGACUGGUCUCCAUCUCCAGACUGGGUCCUUUCGUGGAAGAGUAAACUUCCUCUGCAGACUAUAAUGAGACUUCUGCAGGUGCUCGUGCCACAGGUGGAGAAAAUCUGUAUAGACAAAGGUCUGACAGAUGAAUCAGAGAUCUUGAAGUUUCUACAGCAUGGGACGCUGGUUGGUUUGCUGCCGGUUCCUCAUCCCAUCCUCAUCCGCAAGUACCAGGCCAAUGAGGGCACGGCUCUGUGGUUCCGCACAUAUAUGUGGGGCGUCAUCUACUUACGAAACGUUGAUCCUCCUGUGUGGUACGACACUGAUGUCAAACUCUUUGAGAUCCAGAGGGUUUAACGACAUGAAGAUUAUCAACUCUGCAGAACGGACUUCAUUUCUCCAUACUACAUCCUGAAGAUUUCAGAAAGAUAAUUUCAACUUCCACAUUUCACAUUACGUUCAGUCCAUUUAAACUGUAUUCUUGAGUUUAGUCAAACUGCUCUGUAAUUUCUGUUCUGUUUAGUCCAUUUUGUUUCCUGUUUUGGGUCACCCAAUGUGAGUUGAGAUAUAAUCCCAUGAGCAGUGUGAGAGCAUUGUGUGAUUAUAUUUAUGUUAUUUUUACUUGUAAGAGCGCUCAGUGUGUGAACAGGUGUAAAUGAACUCUGUAUAUAAAGUUGUAAUGAAACAAAAACUUAUUGAUAAAGUCUGCAACGCCUUUGUGAUGUUUUUCUCUUGGAUCCCCAGAUUCUAAGUUAAAUGUCCCAACAUUAUAUUUACAUUUAUGCAUUUGGCAGAUGCUUUUAUCCAAAGGGACUUACAGUGCACUUAUUACAGGGACAAUCCCCCCUGGAGCAACCUGG
Molecule: messenger RNA, 2986 nt
Organism: Xyrauchen texanus (razorback sucker)
Lineage: Eukaryota; Metazoa; Chordata; Actinopteri; Cypriniformes; Catostomidae
Product: protein HID1-like
Exons: 19
Coding region: 39-2483 (814 amino acids)
Cellular component (GO): Golgi trans cisterna; membrane; Golgi medial cisterna
Source: RefSeq, a predicted model, not a curated record